This is a messenger RNA of Triticum aestivum (bread wheat), 3335 nucleotides long. Its product is annotated as pentatricopeptide repeat-containing protein At5g04780, mitochondrial. Lineage: Eukaryota; Viridiplantae; Streptophyta; Magnoliopsida; Poales; Poaceae. The transcript has a single exon. Gene Ontology annotation, molecular function: zinc ion binding; protein binding; RNA binding. The record is from RefSeq and is a predicted model, not a curated record. Gene Ontology annotation, biological process: RNA modification. Bases 87 to 2843 code for a protein of 918 amino acids.
ACCCAUGGUCCACAAACACAGAUUCUCUCUCCUCCUUACCUUUGGAAAUGCCGGACCGAGAGCACUACUACUGACGCCAUAAAAAAAUGGCGACCACCAUGCUGCCGUCCCCGUCUCUGCCUCCUACUCCCCGCGGCGUCUUAUCGCCGCGCUGCUCACUGCAGGCCCCGACCCACGCGCACCGGGUGCCGGACGGGGCAUCCCGGAGGCGGCAUGCCCCGGUGCAGCGCGCCCGACCCGAGGCCGCGGCGUACGCGCGGGAGAUAGGCGCCUGCGUGCGUGCGCGGCGCUGGGGCGCGGCAUGCGAGGCGUUCGCGGCCAUGCGCGCCGCCGGGGCCGCGCCGGACAGGUUCCUCCUCCCGCAGGUGCUCCGGGCCUGCGCCGGGGCGGACGCGCCCCGCCUCGCCGCCGCCGCGCACGCGCUCGCCGCCAAGGGCGGGCCCGCGCUCGCCGACGACGCCGUGGUAGGGAACGCUAUCGUCGCCAUGUACGCGGCGCUCGGGGACGUCCGCGCCGCGCGUGCAGCGUUCGAGUCGCUCCCCGAACGCGACGUCGUGGCAUGGACGGCUCUCGUGGGCGCCUACGCCAACGCCGGGGAGCUGGGCGAGGCCUUCCAGCUGUUUGAAUCGAUGCAGGCCAGUGGCGUGCGGCCUGACGUGAUUUCGUGGAACACCCUCGUCUCCGGCUUCGCGAGAAAUGGUGAUAUUGGUGCUGCGCUCGAUCUAUUUGACGAAAUGCGACUGAGGGGUGUCAAGCCACGGGUCAGUUCUUGGAACUGCAUCAUCUCUGGCUGUGUGCAGAAUGCGCGCUAUGAUGAGGCUUUGGGCAUCUUCCUGGAGAUGUGCGAGACUGAGAUGCCCGAUGCAGUCACUAUUGCUAGUAUACUCCCUGCUUGCACUGGCUUGAUGGCACUGGGCCUUGGAAAGCAGCUGCAUUCUUAUGCUGUACGUUGUGGUAUCAAAUUAAAUGUCUACAUUGGUUCUUCUUUGAUUGGCAUGUACUCCGAGUGCAGAGAGUUUGCUUAUGCCACAAGCGUGUUCGCCGCCAUUGAUGGGGAGAGGAAUGUCACUGUAUGGAAUGAGUUGAUUCAAUCAUAUAUCUGUGAUGGGAGGAUGGACAAAGCGUGUGAAGCCUUUAACUUGAUGCAGCAGGAUGGAUUGAAGCCUGACACUGUCACAUAUAACAAUUUCAUCGCUGCAUAUGCUAGAGCAGGUCAGAAAGAACUAGCAAAUGAACUGUUGUCAGGCAUGAUGAAUGUCAGCUUGAAGCCUAAUGUGGUAUCAAUGAAUGCUUUAAUAUCCGGUUUGCAUCAGUUUGGCCUCUGUGCUGAUGCACUGGAAGUUUUCAGAUACAUGCAGCUCCUAAACAGCGGAGAUGCAAAGCGUUGGACAUUUCUGGAUAAUAGCAACCCCAUCCAACCAAAUGGUACUACAGUUACUAGUGUCCUCUCACUGUUGACAGACCUCAAGUUAGAUCGUCUCGGGAAGGAAGUACACUGCUAUGCUCUAAGGAAUGGUCUGACGUCAAACAUAUUUGUUUCCAGCAAAUUGGUUGACCUUUAUGGUAAAACUGGUGAUAUGGUAUCUGCUGCUAAUGUCUUCCAGGGAAUCAGUAAUAAGAAUGUUGUCACUUGGAACAGUCUGCUAGCAGCUUACAAACAUAAUAGGAAGCCAGAAGUUGUUUUGAAACUAUUCUGUGAAAUGCUCGAGUCUAAUUUACUUCCUAACUUGGUUACAGUGCAGAUAGCGCUUUUGUCUUCUGGUAUGACGAUGGCAUCAGGGUAUGGGAGAGAACUGCAUGGUUUCAUACAGAAAAACUGGCCUGAUGGUUAUCCAGUCACUCUUGCAAGUGCGCUAAUAGAUAUGUAUGGGAAAUGUGGUAAGGUUGAGGAUGCUAGACUGGCUUUUGAGCGCAGUGUUGAAAAGGAUGUAGCAGUAUGGAAUGCAAUGAUGAGUUGCUACUUGCUUCAUAGGAUGCCUAGAGAUAUUAAAAGAUUGUUCGAAAUACUUGAACAAUCUAGAACUCGGCCAGAUCCUGUUACUUUCAUCUUACUUCUUUCAGCUUGUAAGCAAGAAGGUUCCAUGGUGGAAGCUCGGAGCUAUUUCUACAAUAUGGAAGAUUUGUAUGGCAUAAAACCAAGUUUAAAACACUACACUUGCAUGGUUGACAUCAUGGGAACAGCUGGUUUAUUGGAGGAGUCACUAGAACUUAUCCAGAAGAUGCCAGUUGAGCCGGAUGCAUGCCUAUGGUCUACUGUUCUCAAAGCUUGUAAGCUUCACUCAGAUUUGGACGUUGCGGCUAAGGCUGCAAAAGCUCUUUUCGAGCUUGAACCAAAUAAUGCUUCAAACUACAUGUUGCUUUCCAAUAUAUAUGCGAACAGCGGCUUUUGGGAUUCCACUGAAUCUGUAAGAGAUGCCAUGACAGAGCACGGAUUGCACGUUGAGAGCCAGUGUAGCUGGCUAUAUCUUGGCACAAGUGUGGAUUCGUUUGAGGCUGGAGAUUUGUCCCAUCCUGCAUUUGAGGAUAUUUUGAGUACAUGGAAGGACUUGGCUAGUAGGAUGGCAGAGUCUGGGUAUGCUCCUCAAGACGAUGAGCCCUAUUGCAAUGUACAAGUUGAUCCAUUGUCGUGCCACCACACCGAGCGGAUUGCUGUGUGCUAUGGACUUAUUUCCAUGCGUGCCCAUGAACCGAUACGGGUCUCGAAGAAUUUCCGAAUGUGCAAGGAAUGCCAUUCCUCAAUCAAGUUCAUCUCAAGGGAUAAGAAGCGGGAGAUACUGAUUUCAGAUGGUUGCACCUAUCACCACUUCAGCGAUGGCUCGUGCAGCUGUGGGGACAUGUGGUAGAUGAAAGAGUCGGUCCGACGCGAGAAUGCUGGCUCAUAUGCCAUGGAAAAUUACAGCAAUAUGUGAUGCGGGCAACCCAUGAAACUGUCAGGAAAAGGAAGCCAUCUUUAACCCCUCCCCUGGGCUGCAAAUACGGUGUGCUUCAGGGGAGGUUGAAAGCCCGGAGCUCUUGCCAAGAUCUGAGGGGACAAGUUUGGCCAGAAUUAUGUUGCUGCAUGUUGAAGGAAGUGAAAAAAAAUAUAUGUAUUGUGCAGAUAUCCAGUAAGUAAAGCAUGUACAUGAACUUCAUGGGUGGUUCAUACUGCUGAUGGGUUGUUGGUGAUUGCGUCUGUUAUGUAAGCAUUUGUAUGACAUAGAUUUGUAGUUCAAGGAUUGUAGUGACUAGCCAUUAUGAAUCGAAAUGUUAGGCUGCCUGGAAUCAGCCAACUUUGUUGAAGAUCGAUUGUUCUUGCAUGCUGCAGUUGUGACGAGUGUCAGAGCUGUGGGGUGUUG